AUGAAAUUUUACACUAUUUUAGGGGAUGAUAUUUCAACAUUGCAUUCAUGUACUUUAGUCAACAGAUUAUGGUGUCGUUCGGCGAUUUCAUUAUUAUGGGAAGAUCCAUUUUCAUUUAACCACGUCCAAAAUUUUCAAUAUUUUGAAAUUUACUUACAUUAUUUAAAUGAAGAUGAUAAAGCGAAAUUAAAUGAAUAUGGAAUUAAUAAUAAUUUGUUACUUUCGAGUACAUUAUUCAAUUAUCCUAGUUUUAUUAAACGUUUAAAUACACAUAAAGUUAGUUCUUCUAUUGAAAUUUGGCUCUCAAGAACUUUAAUGGCUGAAAAUUAUGAUAACUGUCAGGAGGCGGAAAAAGUAGUUUAUAGAUUAUUACUUAAAAUGUUUAUUGAAAAUGAAGGAAGUUUAGAUUCUUUUGAAAUUAAAGUGACUUCUAAAAAUAAUUAUAGUUACUUUAAUGAUACUAUGGAAUUUGCUUUGCAAAAUCCAAAUUUUAUUUGCAAUGUUAGAAAUUUAAUGAUAAAUAUAUCUGCUAGAUGUAUCAAGCUUCCUAAAAAGACCUUUCCUUUUCUCAAAUUUUUACAUUCUAAUUGUAAUUCAAUCUCAUCAUUUUCUUAUAAAAUUUUUGAAUUUGAUGUGGAUAAUAAUCGCACCUUAAUUGGAAAAUGUUUAUCACAAAUGAUUUUUACACAACAGAAUCUCAAAAAAAUUUUAUUUGAAUGCAACAACUUCUUCUACAAUUCAUUUUCUUUAUUAAAAAAUUCCAAUAUUUCAAAUACCUUGAAAAUAAUUACAUUCUAUUCAAUUGAUUUUAAAAUUAUAAUUACCAAUUUUCAAGAAAUAUUCAAUCAAUUGAAUGUUUUAGAAUCUAUUCAUAUUAUUUAUUGCGAUUCUCUAAAUUCUGAAAUUGCUCAACAAAUUAUUAAUGUUACCAAGCCAUUUAGAUUGAAAACUUUGAUCAUGGAUCAAGAUACAUUACAAGUAGAAUCAUUACAAUUAUUAUUACAAAAGUUUGGUAGUGAUUUAGAAAAUUUUAAAUUUGGAUAUUAUGAAAGUUAUACACCAGAACAAAAAAAUCAAUUGUUAAAAUCAAUUGUAAAAUAUUGUACGAAAAUUAAAUAUUUUGAUAUAGAUAAAACCGAUGAUAUAAGUAUUAAUCUAGUAUUUAACUUAAUUGAAAAUAUUAAACAAAGUCUUAAUUAUUUUAUUAUUGAAUAUAAAAAUUUUCGUUAUUCUGUUAGUUAUAGAGAUCUUUGUUCAACAAUAUUAAAUAAUUUAGGACAAGUUCUUCCUUCUGAAUUAGAAUUUUUAAAAUUAUGUUUUGAUAUUGAACCAAGCAAUUUAAAGAUAUUUUUAGAAAAUUCUCAAAAUACUUUUAUUAGAAGAUUAUUUAUUAGAAAUGUUUGUAAAGAGAAAGGUGAAGAUAUUUUGCCUUAUAUAAAAGAAUAUAUUAUGAAAAAGAAAAGGGUUAAGUAUUUAGCUAUUUAUGGUUAUCAAGAUUUGAUUUCUUUAAAAGAUGAGGUAAAUGAAUUUAAAUUACAUAAUAUUAAAAUUGAAAGUUAUUAUAAUUCUUAUGAUCUUGUAGAAAAUUUUAGAUAUUACUAUAAAAUUGAUAAUGAUUUUUAG
This is a messenger RNA of Rhizophagus irregularis DAOM 181602=DAOM 197198, 1623 nucleotides long. RefSeq lists its product as uncharacterized. Lineage: Eukaryota; Fungi; Glomeromycota; Glomeromycetes; Glomerales; Glomeraceae. The record is from RefSeq and is a predicted model, not a curated record.